AUGUCUCGCUACCAUGUGCUGCGCCGGCGCAUACAACUCGCAGGAGCUGAUGAGAAGACAGUCAUUUGCUGGGCCACAAGCGCGAACAUCGCCCGUGUGAAGGCGGACGAGGAGGCCGCCGCCGCUCGUGAAGCCGCCGAUGAGCAGCGCAUGCAAGAGCUCGAUGCCGCACGCCGUGCUGCUAUACUACGAGGGCAAACACCACCUCCGCUACCCGAUGAAGCCGAAAAGAAGGACCACCCGGAGCGCAAGAGGGAGCGUGACGACCGUGGACAUACUAGGAAAAGGCGGAAGUUGGCUGGCGAAGAUGAUACAGAUAUGGAUAUACGCCUGGCAGCAUCUAUCACAGCUCCAAAAGAGGAUGAUGAUGAGAAGAACGCCAAAGUGCUGAAACUACGGAACACCAAGCUCGAUGCACCACUGACCGACCAUGCUGGUCACAUCGACCUAUUCCCCAUAGACACGAAGGAAGCAAAUAAGCGCGAGAAGAACGCCGAAGUAGAAAAGGAGAAGCGGCGGAAAGAGCGCGCCUUCGAGGACCAAUACACAAUGCGCUUCUCCAACGCAGCAGGCAGAGAAGGCUUGGACAAGCCAUGGUACGCCGCGCAGCAGAAGCAUGAUGCAGAAGACAGCACGGCUCUGGAUUAUCCUCACUUGGAGAACAAGAAUGUAUGGGGAAACGAAGACCCGCGACGUAAGGAGAGAGAACACGCUCGCAUCACCUCCAACGACCCCUUCGCAUUCAUGCAGCAGGCUCAGAGCCAGCUCAAGAAGGCAAAGCAGGACAAGAAGAAGUGGGCGGCGGAACGCGAGCGGGAGCUCAGAGAGCUAAGAGCUGCACAGGAGCGCGAGGAUAGGCGGGAAAGGCACCACAAGCGCAAGCGGAGAGACGAGGAUCAUGUUGAGGUCUUGCGUCGGCAAAGCAUCGGCGGCAUCGCAGUCGAAGUCGCAGUCGAGAUGGGUCUAGUCACAGAUCAUCCAAGCGGAGACGGAGUCGCAGUAGAGAUCGCGAGCGCCACAGACAUACGUCUUCCCGGCAAGCUCGGCACGAAGAUGACCAGAGAACACACUGAAGUGUCUCAUGUCAGCUUCGAGACGAUUGAUCCAUAUCCUCUUAUGCAGAAACGGGUGUUCACGCCUGGCCGCCCUUAA
Molecule: messenger RNA, 1152 nt
Organism: Parastagonospora nodorum SN15
Lineage: Eukaryota; Fungi; Ascomycota; Dothideomycetes; Pleosporales; Phaeosphaeriaceae
Exons: 3
Coding region: 1-1152 (383 amino acids)
Source: RefSeq, a predicted model, not a curated record